AUGUGCCAUCUACAGAUUAUCGAGACUGGAUGUGAAAUACUAUUUUUUAUUAAUCAAAAGUGGUUUCUCAUGACACAAAUCUUGGGAUUUGUCAAGCAAAGAGGGAAGAGAUGCAGUAAAUGGACUAAUGAGAAAAUGGUGGUCAGGGUCUGCAAAGCAGUAUGUCACAUGACCAUGUCCUAUCUUAUUCUAAUUCUCUACUGCAAUGGGCAGAAAUGCAGACUGGGCUUCUCGGAGCUUCAAGGGGUCACUCAGCCAGGAGAUAUCAUGUUAGGAGUGGUGCUUCCCCUUCAUCUUGCCACAAACUAUCGCCCAAUGUCCUUCACGGAGAGACCUCCCAGGACUACCUGCUCAAUGUUCCACUUCGAGAGCUAUCAACAGCUCCAAGCAAUGAUAUUUGCCAUAGAGGAAAUAAACAAAGACCUCAAUAUUCUGCCCAAUGUCACACUGGGCUUCCAAGCUUACGAUUCAUGUGAUGAUCUCCAUCUGGACUUAGGAAGCUCAUUACAAAUAUUAACGGGAACAAACUCAGCCAUUCCCAAUUACCGGUGUACUCCAGAAGUCCCCCUCUCUGCAGUUAUUGGACCGGCAGUCUCCACUCACUCAAUUCUCCUGGCACAUAUUCUGGGGCUCUACAGGUAUCCUCAGAUCAGUCAUUACUCGACAAGUCAUCUACUAAGUGACCGCAAAAAGUUUCCUUCUUUCUUCAGGACUGUUCCAAGCGACGCCUUCCAGUCUCUGGGACUGGCCAAACUGAUCUUGCAUUUUGGUUGGAGCUGGGUCGGGUUGCUGGCUAUAAAUAAUGAUUAUGGUCAACAAGGGAUUCAGAUGGUCAGACAGGAGAUAAUAAAAGGGGGAGCCUGCGUGGCCUUUACCGAGAACAUUUUGAUGAAUAGGCCAGAUCGCAACGCUCCCCACAUCGUGAAGGUGAUACGGGAGUCUACUGUCAGCGUCAUCAUUGUCUUCUCCACAGAUGUUGACCUUGUUCCAAUUCUACAAGAAAUUCUGAGACAUAACAUCACAAACAAAAUCUUUGUAGCAAGCGAAGCUUGGUCUACCUCCAGUCUCCGCUCCAUCGGACGAUUUUCCAGGCUUCUCACUGGAACCAUUGGUCUAGCUUUCUACAGUGGAAAUAUUCCAGGACUUAGCAGGUUCCUAAAUACAGUUCAACCAAACUCAUCCUUGGAACAGUAUUGGAUAAAGAUAUUUUGGGAACAGACAUUUAAUUGCAAGUUCCUCAUGGAAGGGAACUCAACAAAAGUCUCAGGCACCAUUUUCAAUGAAUGUACAGGCCAAGAGAACCUGAAAAACAUCAAGAAUAGCUUCACUGAUGUCUCCAACUUAAGGACAACAUACAAUGUGUACACGGCAGUUCAUGUUGUGACCAAAGCCUUGGAAGAUCUGAAUAAUUGUAGAAUGACCCAAGGUUCAUUGUCACAAUACAAGUGUGCAGACAUUUAUCGGCUCAAUCCUUGGCAGCUUCUCUAUUAUAUGAAGAAAGUGCGGUUGAAACUAAGUGGUGGGCAGGAACUUUCAUUUAAUGAGAAUGGAGACCCUCCAGCAGUCUAUGACAUUGUAAACUGGCAGCUAAGCCCGGAAGGAGCCAUACAACAGGUCAAGGUUGGAAGUUUUGACAUUGCUGCAUCCACCGGUCAAUUCUUUACUAUAAACACAAGCUUGUUGAUGUGGGCAACUGAGGAUAAUCAGGCCCCUCUUUCAUUAUGUAGUCAGAGUUGUCCAUAUGGAUUUUGGAAGGCUGUUAGAAGAGGAGAACCUGUGUGCUGCUAUGAAUGUGUCCCUUGUCCUCAUGGAGAGAUUACUAAUAAAACAGAUUCUGUUGAUUGUAUUAAGUGCCCAUUGGACCAGUGGCCGAAUAUUGAAAAAUCCGGAUGCUUUCCCAAGCAGCUAGAAUACCUCUCUUAUGAAGAUCCACUUGGGGCAUCCUUGACUGCUAUCAGUGUGCUAUCUUCUCUGGUCCCUGAUUUCAUUUUGAGACUUUUUGUUCAACAUAAAUCCAGCCCGAUGGUUAGAGCCAACAACUACUCCCUGAGUUGUCUCAUUCUGAUGUCCUUGUCCUUCUGUUUCCUCUGCUCUUUGGCUUUCAUGGGGUACCCGCAGUAUGAGAAAUGCUUGCUCCGUCAGGCUACCUUUGGCAUGGUCUUUGCGCUGUGCAUCUCUUGUAUUUUAGCCAAAACUAUCAUGGUGGUCCUUGCAUUUAUGGCCACAAAACCAGGCAGCAGUCUACAGAAAUGGGCAACACGUCAUGUGUCCUACAUGAUCGUUUCUGCUGGAUUCCUGUUACAAUUUGUCUUGUGUAUCAUUUGGUUGAUAACUGCACCUCCAUUCCCCCAGUACAGCACCCAUUCCCAAUCUGUAGUCAUUCUCCUUGAAUGUAAUGAGGGUUCUUCCAUCGCCUUCUGGACCAUGUUAAGUUAUCUCUUCCUUCUGGCCACCAUAAGCUUCAUUGUGGCAUUCCUGGCCCGAAGACUUCCCAACAGCUUCAAUGAAGCCCAGUAUAUUACAUUCAGCAUGUUGGCCUUCCUCAGUGUCUGGAUAUCUUAUAUCCCGGCCUCCCUCAGUGCCCAGGGCCGGUACACAGUAGCUAUGGAGAUCUUUGCCAUAUUGGCAUCUAGUUGGGCUCUGGUGAUCUGUAUGUUUUUCCCCAAGUGUUUUGUCUUAUUGUUCAGACCAAGUUUGAACUCUAAAGCUAAUAUUAUGAGAAAAGACAUAGAUUAA
Molecule: messenger RNA, 2736 nt
Organism: Hyla sarda
Lineage: Eukaryota; Metazoa; Chordata; Amphibia; Anura; Hylidae
Product: extracellular calcium-sensing receptor-like
Exons: 7
Coding region: 1-2736 (911 amino acids)
Biological process (GO): G protein-coupled receptor signaling pathway
Cellular component (GO): membrane
Molecular function (GO): G protein-coupled receptor activity
Source: RefSeq, a predicted model, not a curated record